This is a messenger RNA of Hyalella azteca, 2487 nucleotides long. Its product is annotated as sodium/bile acid cotransporter. Gene Ontology annotation, cellular component: membrane. Lineage: Eukaryota; Metazoa; Arthropoda; Malacostraca; Amphipoda; Hyalellidae. The record is from RefSeq and is a predicted model, not a curated record. The coding region runs from base 125 to 1666 and encodes 513 amino acids. The transcript has 11 exons.
UGUGUAAAAUUUGAUGCUUCUGCAGAUAUUAAUUGUUAUUGGUCGAAAUAAUAAGAUAUAUCCUAGUCUCUUAGCAUUUAUACUUUUUUUAUGACUUAGGGUUUAAACCCACAAAAUACUCAAGAUGUCGCAUAAAUGUAGGUUUGAAUUAAUUUUUUUCACACUGCUGCUAGCGGCCUGCAGUGUCCAAAGCUACUAUUUAGAGGUUUGGGAAGGGCCAGAAUACCGUAUCCCCGAUUCAACGUACUCCCAACUGACGCUCUCAUUCUGCUACAACUCUUCUGACCCCGACGAUGCGUCUAUGGUCUCCAGGAUCGUAGAGGAACAACUCAGUGUUGUGGUCCAUCCUUACACUGAAGUCUACUGGCAUGUCAUUUUUGCAAAUUCGACGCUGGUGUUCUCGCCGGAAGAUAUUCAGAAUAAAGCCAACCAGUCCUUCACCAUCAUCUCCUACUACUGGGGCUACUUUUCGUUGACUUUCUACGGCGCACUAGCAGCACGGCCAUCGGACGUAAAUCAUGGCGUCAACAACUCUAUUUGGAUGGGCGAGAAAAAGUUACUUCGCAACGACACAAUCAUAAUCGUGGAUCGACGUGAGAGCAGCAAAAUCGCCGACACGGCAUUCAUGAUCGGCGCUGUGAGCUUCUCUCUGUUCAACACGGUGCUCAUGGGCAGCCAGCUCGACUUGCAGAUCAUCUUAGCUGUCAUCAAGAGGCCAGUGGGACCUCUGUGUGGCAUAUUUUGCCAGUUCAUCUGCAUGCCUUUAUUCUCGUUCGGAGUUGGUUGGCUGCUGCUCGACGAUCCACUGCAGCGACUGGGACUCUUCACUCUUGGAUGCUCCCCUGGCGGCCAAAACAGCAACUUUUGGACGCUGCUCUACAACGGAGAUAUUAACUUAUCCAUCACCAUGACAUUUUGCUCUACAAUUAUUGCCAUGGCUAUGAUGCCAACUUGGAUGUAUCUGCUUGGUAGCAAACUGUUAGGGGAAGGAAGCUCCAUCACCAUACCGUACAUGAAUCUCAUCACCUCCCUCAUAGGCUUCUCCGUGCCGCUCUUCAUCGGCCUCCUCAUCAAGUACAAGAAGUAUAACUGGGCGGUUUUUGCUGGAAAGAUCAUCAAACCGAUGACAUUCUGCAUGAUUCUUUACUUCAUAUCGUUUGGGAUGUACAACAACUACAAAGGAUUCGCUCUGAUUACUGGGAACGUCGCGUUAGCCGGUCUUAUGGUGGCUGCAGGUGGAUACACUGCAGGAGCUCUGAUGUCAACCCUCUUUUGUCUCAAGAAAAAACAGAUCAUCGCUAUCUCCAUAGAAACUGCGUUCCAGAACGCAGCCAUUGCAUAUCUCCUUUUAAAGCUUUCAUUGGGAACACCCGACAGCGACCUGGCAGCAGUUCCAGUACUGGCUCAGCUUUUCCAGACGGGCCCUCCUCUUCUGAUGAUAUUCCUGAUUUGGCAAGCGCUACAGAAAUGUGGCAUCUGCCUACCUGACGUAGAGACCGUCGAACCAGAGGAUAAAAUCGACGGCAAGCAUGACGUCACUCGAGCGCUCAUGGCGGAAUCUCCGAUUGACGACAUACCAAGAACUCCUGGCUUACUUUUCGACCCCUCAAUGCCAGAAGAGUUUAGGGUUAGGACUACUGAUGAUCUCACUAAGAAAGCAUGCUAAGGCCAAAAUACGAGCUUAAGGGGACAUUGUCAUUUGUUUAAGAAAUAUAGCCAGACAUUUGAAAGUACCGUUUAAAUCACAUUUAAAAAUGCGCAGUUCUGAUCAAGAGUUACUGGAAAUAGCCAGAGUUCUAAGAUUUUAGAAUGUAAUUGAAAUAAUUUAAAUUCCUAGAAAUGCUAUUGAAGGAUUUAGUGGAGUCAUCUCGCGCAACAGAAGUACCAAGUUCGAUAAUAUGAAGACCGUUUCAAUUAAUACUCAAUAACGAAUAUAUUGACAGAUUCAUGUAUAAUCUCUGAAAAUGAACUCCAACCUGUUAAAAAAAGCACCCGUUAAACGAGACAUGCACACAAUAAUAACAGAACAAUAUUAAAUACAAAGUUUUAAUAUUGUCUGUAAUAUAUACAUUAGUUUACUAUUAUCUCGCAUUAAACCAACGUAGAAAGGAAGAAGAAAGACUGGACUUGUCAACUCUAAUCCUUGUACGUGAUUGAUAAUGAUUGCGUACAAUUUCUAUCGUUCCAAGAAUUUAAUAUUUGUGUCUGCAAAGAUAAAAAAAAUGGAUAGAAAUAAGCUCGACAACGAAAAUACUUUUAAUUGGUAGAAAAAUGUAAUAUUCAAGUCAAUUAUUUAUUCGCCAUGAGCAGAUCAUUGAACUACACUAUGCGGCUGAAGGUCACUCUCAACUAGGUUAUGCAGUAACGCAGCCACACCAGGUUAAAAAGUUCAAUGCUUCGUCUAUAAAAUUUGCUGAAAUAUAGAGGUUAGUCCAAAGAAACAAUAUAAAGAUCCCACUUACAAAUAAAUAUCUCUCCAACAUCGAA